CGCGCUGUCGCUUUCUUUAGCCCCGGGGUUCAUCCCCGCCCGCGCCCUCUCGGCUGGUGACCCCCAGCCCACCUGGGAGCGGCCGGGUCUUCGGAGCUGCGGCGGUGUCCAGGGUUGCCCCGGCGGCCCCGGACGGGAGGCACUGGUCUCUCGAGUGGUCUCGGCGUCUGGAGGGAUCUUCGCGCGCUCUUCGCCUACGGCUCAGGUCUUCUCAGCCGCGGGAAACUUGGCUGGACGGAAAACAAGACUCCAGGGUAGAGAAAGGAUUGUAGAACCAAUAGGACUUGAGAUAAUACUGUGAUACUUCUUAGAAGAGCAACUAUUUGAUGUUUAAACCUGAAGACAUAAGUUAGACCUGAUGGCCAAAAGAAAAGAAGAGAAUUUCUUCUCUCCUGAAAAUGCCAAAAGACCAAGACAAGAAGAAUUGGAGGAUUUUGAUAAAGAUGGUGAUGACGAUGAAUGUGCAGUUGCUUUCACUAAUGGUACCUCUACUUUGACUGCAGCAGAAGUUGGAAUAAUAGAGAGUAUUCAGCUAAAAAACUUCAUGUGUCAUUCGAUGCUUGGACCCUUUAAAUUUGGUUCUAAUGUCAACUUCGUUGUUGGCAACAAUGGAAGUGGGAAGAGUGCAGUACUGACAGCUCUCAUAGUUGGUCUUGGUGGCAAAGCAAUCACUACUAAUAGAGGAUCUUCUUUAAAAGGUUUUGUGAAAGAUGGACAGAACUCAGCAGAUAUCUUGAUAACAUUAAGGAACAGAGGAGAUGAUGCCUAUAGAGCAAAUGUAUAUGGUGACUCUAUAAUUGUGCAGCAACACAUCAGCAUGGAUGGAAGUCGAUCUUACAAACUAAAAAGUUCAACAGGAACCGUGAUUUCUACUAGGAAAGAAGAACUGAUUGCAAUUCUUGAUCAUUUUAACAUCCAGGUGGAUAAUCCAGUUUCUGUUUUAACACAAGAGAUGAGCAAACAAUUCCUACAGUCUAAAAAUGAGGGAGACAAAUACAAAUUCUUCAUGAAAGCAACCCAACUUGAACAAAUGAAGGAAGAUUAUUCAUACAUUAUGGAAACAAAAGAAAGAACAAAGGAGCAGAUAAAUCAAGGAGAAGAGCGACUUACUGAACUAAAGCGCCAGUGUUUGGAGAAAGAGGAACGUUUUCAAAGUAUUGCUGGUUUAAGUACUAUGAAGACUAAUUUAGAGUACUUGAAACAUGAAAUGGCUUGGGCAGUGGUCAAUGAAAUUGAAAAACAAUUGAAUGCAAUCAGAGAUAAUAUCACAAUUGGAGAAGACCGUGCUGCUAGGCUUGACAGGAAAAUGGAUGAACAGCAGGUUAGACUUAAUGAAGCAGAAAAAAGGUACAAGGAUAUUCAAGAUAAACUAGAAAAGAUUAGUCAAGAGACAAACGCACGAGCUCCAGAGUGUAUGGCAUUGAAAGCAGAGGUCACUGCUAAGAAAAGGGCCUAUAAUGAAGCUGAGGUUUUAUAUAAUCGUUCUCUAAAUGAAUAUAAGGCAUUAAAAAAAGAUGAUGAGGAGCUUUGUAAAAGAAUUGAAGAACUUAAAAAAAGUACUGAUCAAUCUUUGGAACCUGAGCGGUUGGAAAGGCAAAAAAAAAUAUCUUGGUUAAAAGAGAGAAUAAAGGCCUUACAGGAUCAAGAAACUUCAGUCAGUCAAGACAUUGAACAGUUUCAACAAGCCAUAGAAAAAGACAAAGAAGAAUAUGCCAGAAUUAAGAGGGAAGAAUUAGAUGUGAAGCAUAUACUGAACUAUAAUCAGAGGCGACUGAAAGAAUUGAAAGACAGUAAAACUGAUCAACUAAAAAGAUUUGGUCCCCAGGUUCCAGCUCUUCUUGAAGCAAUAGAUGAUGCUUACAGACAAGGACGUUUUACCUACAAACCUGUAGGCCCUUUAGGAGCUUGCAUUCAUCUUCGGGACCCUGAGCUUGCUUUGGCUAUUGAAUCUUGCUUGAAAGGACUUCUACAAGCCUAUUGUUGCCAUAACCAUGCUGAUGAAAGAGUCCUUCAGGCACUGAUGAAAAGAUUUUAUUUACCGGGGACCUCACGGCCACAGAUAAUAGUUUCUGAAUUUCGGAAUGAGAUGUAUGAUGUAAGACACAGAGCUGCUUAUCAUCCAGAGUUUCCAACAGUUCUAACAGCUUUGGAAAUAGAUAAUGCAGUUGUUGCAAAUAGCCUAAUUGACAUGAGGGGCAUAGAGACAGUGCUACUAAUCAAAAAUAAUUCUGUAGCUCGUGCAGUAAUGCAGGCCCAGAAGCCACCGAAAAAUUGUAGAGAAGCUUUUACUGCUGAUGGUGAUCAAGUUUUUGCAGGACGUUAUUAUUCAUCUGAAAAUACAAGACCUAAGUUCUUAAGUAAAGAUGUGGAUUCUGAGAUAAGUGACUUGGAGAAUGAAAUUGAAAAUAAAAAAGCCCAGAUAUUAAAUAUCCAUCAGCAUUUGUCUGCUCUUGAAAAGGGUGUUAAACGCAACGAAGAACUUCUGACAAGGUGCCAACUACAUUAUAAAGAAUUAAAGAUGAAAAUAAGAAAAAGUAUUUCUGAAAUUCGGGAACUUGAGAACAUAGAAGAACACCAGUCUGUAGAUAUUGCAACCUUGGAAGAUGAGGCUCAAGAAAAUAAAAGCAAAAUGAAAAUGGUGGAGAAAAAUAUGGAGCAACAAAAGGAAAAAAUGGAAUAUCUUAGAAGUCUGAAAAUAGAAGCAGAAAACAAGUAUGAUGAAAUUAAAUUGAAAAUUAAUCAACUAUCAGAGCAAGCAGAUCCACUUAAGGAUGAAUUAAACCUUGCUGAUUCUGAAGUGGAUAACCAAAAACGAGGCAAGCGGCAUUAUGAAGACAAACAAAAAGAACACUUGGACACCUUAAAUAAAAAGAAACGAGAACUGGAUAUGAAAGAGAAGGAACUAGAGGAGAAAAUGUCACAAGCAAGACAAAUCUGCCCAGAGCGAAUAGAAGUAAAAAAAUCUGCAUCAAUGCUAGACAAAGAAAUUAAUCGAUUAAGACAAAAGAUACAGGCAGAACAUGCUAGUCAUGGAGAUCGGGAGGAAAUAAUGAGGCAGUAUCAAGAAGCAAGAGAAACCUAUCUUGAUCUGGAUAAUAAAGUAAGGACUUUAAAAAGGUUUAUUAAAUUACUGGAAGAAAUUAUGCAUCAUAGAUACAAAACAUAUCAACAAUUUAGAAGGUGUUUAACUUUACGAUGCAAAUUGUACUUUGACAACUUACUAUCUCAGCGGGCCUAUUGUGGAAAAAUGAAUUUUGACCACAAGAAUGAAACUCUUACUAUAUCAGUUCAACCUGGAGAAGGAAAUAAAGCCGCCUUCAAUGACAUGAGAGCCUUGUCUGGAGGCGAACGUUCCUUUUCCACGGUGUGCUUUAUUCUUUCCCUGUGGUCCAUUGCCGAGUCUCCUUUCAGAUGCCUGGACGAAUUUGAUGUCUACAUGGAUAUGGUUAAUAGAAGAAUUGCCAUGGACAUGAUACUGAAAAUGGCAGAUUCCCAGCGUUUUAGACAGUUUAUCUUGCUUACUCCUCAAAGCAUGAGCUCACUUCCUUCAAGCAAAUUGAUAAGAAUACUUCGAAUGUCCGAUCCUGAGAGAGGACAAACUACAUUGCCUUUCAGACCUCUUACCCAAGGAGAAGACGACGACUAAAGUUGAUGUGUAAUUUAACAUGCUCUGUCCUCACAUUGAAAGAUUUGUGAAGGGAAAAAGAUCUUAGACUUUUUGACAUAAUAAAAUAAGACUGGAGAUAUUCU
Otolemur garnettii (small-eared galago) is the source of this 3750-nucleotide messenger RNA. It is a transcript of the gene SMC6, whose product is annotated as structural maintenance of chromosomes 6. Gene Ontology annotation, biological process: double-strand break repair via homologous recombination. The record is from RefSeq and is a predicted model, not a curated record. The transcript has 28 exons. Gene Ontology annotation, cellular component: Smc5-Smc6 complex; site of double-strand break; nucleus. Gene Ontology annotation, molecular function: damaged DNA binding; ATP hydrolysis activity; single-stranded DNA binding. NCBI's taxonomy places the organism in Eukaryota, Metazoa, Chordata, Mammalia, Primates, Galagidae. Bases 359 to 3646 code for a protein of 1095 amino acids.